Amphimedon queenslandica is the source of this 2256-nucleotide messenger RNA. Its product is annotated as adenylate kinase 7-like. The record is from RefSeq and is a predicted model, not a curated record. NCBI's taxonomy places the organism in Eukaryota, Metazoa, Porifera, Demospongiae, Haplosclerida, Niphatidae. Gene Ontology annotation, molecular function: nucleobase-containing compound kinase activity; ATP binding. The coding region runs from base 56 to 2128 and encodes 690 amino acids. The transcript is spliced from 20 exons. Gene Ontology annotation, biological process: nucleobase-containing compound metabolic process.
AUCACGUGAUUGGAUAUCCAUAGCAACGACUGACCGACAAACACGAGAGGACAACAUGGCGAGGGUGUUCGUCAAUCGACUUGAUGAUUAUAUCAGCAAAUCUAUCCUUAAGGCUGUGAGUGAUAAGGCAGUGGGGACUGCAAGGAAAGACGAGGAAGAAGAGGAGGAGGAAGGAGCUGAAGCUGGUGGAGCUGAUGGUGCAAAAUAUGAAGUGAUAGGAACUCUGAGAGAUGAGAAAUCACAUGUCCCUCUGGCAAAGGAGAUUGUCCCUUCUGAUAGUAAGACCCAACUAAUGGAGGCCCUCUUGACUUGCGACGCUAUUGUGUACAAUAUCAGUGACACUGCCACUGAAGUUGAGGAGGCAAUGUGGGCUAUACAGGAACUCCAUGAGAAGAUGUCAUCGUUUGCAACAGUCAAAGUAUUUGUUUGUGUAUCGACCGUGUUGACUUGGGCCAAAACAAAACCACUUAAUCCUGAUGAACCGGAUGUUCCUUUUACUGAGGAAGACUAUAGGAGGAGACGGACCCAUCCAAAUUUUAAGGAGCACAUAACUGCCGAGAAAGAAGUCAUCAAGUUAGGCAAGACGGACAAGUCAAAGCUACAGACUUAUGUAGUGGCCAGUGGGCUUCAAUAUGGAGCUGGUGAAGAUAUCUUUCACUAUUUCUUUAAAUCUGCUUGGAUGGGCCGUGAAAAAGAGUUGCCAGUCUUUGGAGAUGGUCAAAACGUUGUCCCUACUAUACAUGUUGAUGACCUUGCAAGUAUAAUUUUCAAUGUGAUUGACUCAAAGCCCAAAACAAAGUACAUACUAGCAGUAGAUGAGUCAAACAAUACACUAGAGGACCUUGUCAGGUCUGUUAGUAAGGGACUAAGCACUGGACGAAUAUCACACGUCUCAAAGGAAGAUGGACUCAUUGUUGAUGGACUGACACAAAUGCAAUAUGACGAGCUAAUGGUUAGUUUACUAAUGGAGGGAACAUGCAUUAAGGAGGAAAUGAAAAUGACCUGGGUAGCAGAAAGUGGCCUUAUAGAAAACAUGCCUUCCAUCAUUGUUCAAUAUAAAGAGGAGAGAGGACUCUUACCGAUCAAAAUAUGCAUCCUUGGCCCUCCAGCUGUUGGCAAGACAACAGUUGCCUCUCAGCUUUGCAAGCAUUACAAGCUCCAUCAUGUGAAGAUGGCCGACGUCAUUAAGGAGGCACUUGAGCUGAUAGAGAGGAGGGCAGCUCGCUCUGACUCAAACGAUGUCAAUGAAGAUGACGAUGAAGCAGCUCAAGAAGCCAAGGACUACCUAGAGGUAUUAAAAGAUGAUUUGGAAGAAAACAAAGGUAGAUACAGCACACAGCAUAUUAUAAAGUUUUUUAAGGACAAGCUCCAAUCGAUGCCUUGUCAGAAUCAAGGUUUUGUGUUGGACGGGUUUCCUAAGACAGAGGAAGAGGCUAGAGAACUUUUUGGACCUGAAGAGAAAGAUGAUGAUGAUGGUGAACAAGAUCCAUACAAUAAGGCACUAAUGCCUGAGCUGGUAGUAUCUCUUGAUGCUGAUAAUGCAUUCCUUAAAGAAAGAGUCAUCAACCUCCCUCAAUCACAAGUAGCAGGAACUCACAAUAAUGAAGAAGGUUUACUCAGACGAUUGAAGUCAUUCCGUGAGCAGAAUGAGGAAGAUGUGACUGUUCUUAAUUAUUUCGAUGAGCUGGAGAUACAUCCACUGCACAUCAGAGUAUCUGAUGAUACUAGUGAAAAUAUGUCAAAGACAGUUGAAGAUAUUAAGAAGGUUAUCAAAGAGCCAAGAAACUAUGGUUUAACUCCUGAAGAGAAGGAAAUUCUGGAAAAGAAAGAAAGAGAAGAAAAGAUAUUGAGAGAAGCUAAAGAGAGAGAAGAGAAAGACAAACAGGAAACGAUAGAAAGAGAACUAAGAGCAAAGAGAGAGCAAGAAUGGAGUGAAAGAUUGGCUCAAGUACAGAAAGAGGAGCAAGAGAUGCUAGAGACUCACAGCAUUCCAUUAAGAAACUACCUAAUGAGACACGUAAUGCCCACACUAACUGAAGGACUCAUUGAAGUAUGUAAAGUUAGACCUGAUGAUCCUGUGGACUAUCUGUCUGAAUAUCUGUUCAAGAGUAAUCCUCAGAUUGACUGAUAGAGGAGCAUGAAAAACAUAAUUAUUGAGAUUUGAGACAUAUACCAUGUACCUAUUAUGAAACAUGGAGAGUAUACAUUGUGUAAUUGUUAUUAUAAAGUAACAAAACUAUAAACCAUUUAGAACAA